Molecule: messenger RNA, 4779 nt
Organism: Oreochromis niloticus (Nile tilapia)
Lineage: Eukaryota; Metazoa; Chordata; Actinopteri; Cichliformes; Cichlidae
Gene: bicral
Product: BICRA like chromatin remodeling complex associated protein
Exons: 13
Coding region: 546-2921 (791 amino acids)
Biological process (GO): positive regulation of DNA-templated transcription
Cellular component (GO): SWI/SNF complex
Source: RefSeq, a predicted model, not a curated record
CACAUACAACAGUAAAAGGUGGAAGAAAUAUUAUUUUUACUUGAAAGUGUGUCUAAAAUGCGAUUCAGUUACAUAUAAAAAAACAAUAAGUGUAAUAAAUGUAAACGCUUUGCUUUCUUAUAAAGUCUGACUGCUUUCUGAAUACGAAAUAGGCUUUUCAGCAGGUAACUAGGCAUACCUGAGCAACAUUCAGGUGUGGCACACACAAAGGCCCGCCCUCUACCGUUGGCAGUGAUUAAGUGUAAUAACGUUUAUCCGCUAUUUAUAAAGACAGAGCCACAUAUAAUUAUAAUUCACAUAAGCAUUAAAAAUCUUUAUUAAUUAUUUGCGGUUGUUUUUAAGGUUUCGUAUUCAAAUGCAUAGAGCCAUAUGCAGUCGUUGAGGACCGCUGAUUUCGCUGUGUGCACUACCCCAACAACAACCCGUGCGGUGAUGGCGAGGAAACCCCGUUGACAAGGCACUGCUUUUUCAUGACGCCCAGCCUUUUGCAGGAAAGAAAGGGUGUUAAAUGACUGAGCCCAUGCUUCCUGCUGGAAAUCUGUGUCAUGGAUGAUGAUGACGAUCGCCGUCUUCUGGAUAUUUUAGGAGAUGUAGAUGCGUUGAAUGACUAUCUCCAUGGCAGCAACAGCAAGUCUAUUGAGGAGGAUGAUGUAACAAAUGCAGCUUAUGGGUCUGAUGGAUCCCUCUUUGGUAAUGACACAACUGGCUCCAACUCUGGCCUCAAAGAUGGCUCUUCUACAAUGGGUGAAUUUGGCGAGGAUUCGACCGGGGCAGGCCUCCAACUCUCUAGCAGUCUCUCAUUUAUUGAGGAUGAACUGGGGCCUGAAACCUCCCCUGGAGGGGUGGAUCUUGGGGGAGAGGACCAGCCCUUUGACAUCCUUCAGAAAUCUCUCUUGGAAGCUGAUAUCACUGAGCAAACGCUGGCCCAGGAAGCCUUACUGGACUCGCAGCCUGCUCCCACUCUAGUGCAAGCUCCUGUUCCCUUCUCCUCCCCGCUGGUCUCGGGGAACUAUGGAGGUGGGGUAGGUGUGGUGACGACGGCAACUGCUACGUUCUCUGCAGGCCAGUUUUUGCAAGGCAUGCCAUCACUGCCUAAUGGUUCUGCUCAGCCAAUUCAGGUGUUUGGUGCAGGUGGCGGAGUGAUGACUCUGAGUAGCUUAGAAAGAUCACCACAGAUUGUGCUGAGGCCAGGCGUUUCUGUAGCUUCAGCAGGGACAACAACAGGGGGGCAGGUGUUUGCUCCCACCCAAGGCCAAGUUGGCUUACCUUUCAAAAACAUCCCGCUUCAAAAUAUCAUCAUACAGAGAGGCCCAGGAGGGACCCAGACUGUUGUCAGACCAAUCCAGCCUAAACCCCUCCAACCGGGGUCUCAGACUGUCUACAGCCUUGGUCUACAGCCCACUCCCACCACCGUGGCUAAUGUAGUGAAUGCUAAUACUGCUGCUCCUGCAGGACAGUACACACCUAAUGGCUCCAUUGUAGUACAACCACCCCUGGAGCAGCAACAAGCGUCUACACUGACAAAUAUAUCAGCCGGACAGUUCUUGCUACCCAGCUCCUUGGCUCUCACUCCAUCUAGCACCAUCCACAACGGGCCCAUCAACCCCAACUCAAAUCCCCUAAUUACCAGUCAAAACACAGUGCAGAUUGUUGCAGCGCAGAACUUCAAUGCACCAACAGCUGGUCCACUAAUUUUGAAUCAGGGAGUAGUAAGCGGGAAUCAGGUUGGAGGAGGUGUAACUCAGAUGUGGACAGGAGUUUCUUGUGCGAGCUCCACCUCCGUGCAGACACCAUGCGCUCCUGGACGUCUGACUCUGGUUGGCCCGGCUACAACAGGGAUCUGCAAUCAGAGCCAAGCGUCAGCUACUCCCGUGCAGCGCCUUCUAGUGACUCCAUCCCAGAACUGUACUUCUCUGUCCCCUUUACCUGGUAAUGUGACUCAGCAACAAGACUACAGACAGACUUCUUCAUCACCUGCCCUCAAACAAGCACAUGCCAGCAGCAUCCACGCAAUCAAACCCAUGACACAGGAUUCAACGCUAAACUCUGAGGUCAGUGCACAGAAGAGGCCUCUGCUUCCUACUCUUACAAAAGGAGAAAUGAUUUUACAGCAGGUGAGGAAGGAUCACGUUGCAGUUCAGACCCCAGAUCGACGUCGAUUCACUUCAGUUGACGACGCACUCCUGAGACUUAUCCCGUACCACGUGUUUCAGGGGGCUCCACCCAGCCCGGACGAGUUCUCCCAGGUGGAUGAGGAAUUUGAAGCAGCUGCAACUCAGGUGCUGAUGAGGACACAGGGGAUGGUAAACAAAUACAGGCGACUACUGAUGGUGGAAGCUGAGCGUUUCAGUCCGUCCUCAGAAAUGGUGAUGAUCGACAGGACUUUCAACCAAGAGGAGCGCAGCACCUUGAUACAAGACAAACGCAUGGUACUAGUGGACACAGACAGUUUCUUGGAGGAGUUCUGUUGUGGGACGAAAUCCAAACUUUUCCAAGCCCCUUCCCCGCCUCAGCCUAUAUCCAGCUAUAAUUGGAAUGAGUCAGAACAAGGCUCUAUGGAGCCACCAUACAGGACAGACUCCCAGCCUGGGUAUGGAGACCCAGGAGGGAGUGAGCCUGUAGGACCUGGCUCAACAGAGAGACUUCAUCCAACACACUUAGAAAACAAGAACGUGCUGGAAAUGAAGAGAUCCCAGCAACUCUACGGACCCAGCGGCAUUGGCAACAACAGCCUGAUUGCUGCCAAUAGUUGCCCCCAUAGUAAACCCUCACCUUUCCCAGCAUUGUCAGGAGGCCCGACAAACUACCAGGUGUCUCACCACCCUGUGCAGCCUCCAUAUACCCCUCAGCUCAGCUCACCCCCUCACCCUGACACAGAUUCUGCUCUUGAGGCGGCAGUCAACAGCAUCCUGGAAUGUUAAGAUGUAUAAACCAUAUUACACCUAAUGUAUGGUUUUUACUUCUUUUUUGUAUGUGCAUUUAUUUUUCUUUUUUUAUGUCCCCUGUGUGAAGAGAGGCUAACUCUUCUUUCAGGUCUGUGUUCUUAGUGAUACACAGCCAUGUAGCAUGUACGUAGUUUGCCUUGGGUUAUUUUAGGGGGAUUUUUUGUUGAAGUCAGUCAGUCUGUAAAGGUGUUACGUGAACACAUGCACUUACAGUUACCUAUAAAGAUCCGGGAAUGUGUGCAAUGCAAUGUACUAACAGAUGCAAAAUGUUCUUUUGUUUAUUUUACAGUGGUAGGGUUUGCGACUGAAUGCAAGAGUGUUCCUCUCUUCACACACUAGUUAAUACUUUUUGCCAGUUUAUUGUUUCUCCCCCCCCCACCCCACUACCUAUGCCGAACAAGAGAGAUGAGGAGGAGGGACUCUGUGCCUAAUUCUAGGUUUUUAUAUGGAAGUGUUUACAUGAAGAAGCUCUAAAUAUCAGAAAAUCCAUUUAUUUCUAUUCUUUCUACAUCAAAGCACGCAAACAGUUGCUUUUGUACAAGUAGUUCAUGGUUGAGAGGUGUAGAUCUCCUCACAUCUAAGCUCCGUAGAGAUACCUUCAAACAGGCAAGUUGCACUAAACAUACUGUGGCCUAUUUCAGGAACUAUAUAAACACAAGGCUGUUGUCAAUAUGCGGUGUAUGCUGGGCUGAACCGGAUGGACACGUUGAAGAGAACCAAAAUCUUUUUGCCUGCUUUUGUGUUUUUGGCUGCCUGUAACAAGGACAACCUCUUAAUCACACUAGAAGCCAGUUAAACUAGUCCUAUUGACACAUGUGGUAGUGUUACAGUGCUUUUUUGUGCUUAAGUCACCUUUUUCAUUUUCUUUUGUACCUUAAAGGUAUGCAAGUCCCGACACAGACACAGGACAUAUCUGUAGAUCUCUGCCACCUUCAUCAUUUCACAGUGAGUUUGUGUCUGUGGAGCUACGUCCUCAGAUUGAGGAAGAGAUGUUAAAUUUGCUGAACUUUUUUUUUUUUUUUAAAUGACAUUGAAAGAAACAGGACUGUUUUUGUUUGCUGUUAUGUGUUCCCCAGCGUUGAGAACAUGACAAUACUGUCAGCAGUUUAAAUGACCCAGGAGGGUCAUUGAUUGUAUGUAUGUUUGUUUGCCUUUUGCAUAUAAUUAUAUAUGAAUCAUAUCUUUCUCUCUAUGCUUUACUACCCUGACACGUCAAUGUGUGUGUGUGUGUGUGUGUGUGUGUUAACUGGCAACCAUACACACUGAUUUCCUGUAGUUUGGUAGUGUGAUUGCCAUACUUUUGACUUUAUUGCCAAGCGUUCUCUUAGCUCCCUGGGAUAGUUUUCUCACACUUCCUCUCUUUUUCUUCUCAGCAGCACAACCAAAAUUAUUAGGAGAGACUGUGGUCUCAUCCAGAAUCCCCCUCAUUUGUCUCAUUAGUCUGUGGCUAAUUAUUAAAAAAAGAAAAUUGUAGUGUUUCCUCUGAACUCAGAAAGAUUAUGUUUUUGUUUUAUUGAACCAAGACUUAAAAGUCCUAAAUAAUGUCCUACUUCUGUUUUUGCAACAACACAAAAGCCCUGAUUAAAUGCAUUAAAUGCUCUCAGGGUUGAUUCUGGACAGUACCACCUUUCUCCUAUGAACAUGUAUGUGAAAUAUGCUUGCUAAUAGACUACACACACAGACUGAAGGCCUUUCAUAUGGGAUGAUAGAGGACCCUUUUUUUUAAUUUAAGUGCCAGUGGCCAUGGCAGCCUGCCUGCAUCUCUGCCUCAGCUCUUGCAGACCUCUUCUUUCCGAGAAAAACUGGGCUGUUUGCUUUGAAAGCAAAUCUCAAA